Apaloderma vittatum (bar-tailed trogon) is the source of this 2175-nucleotide messenger RNA. RefSeq names its product protein MON2 homolog. The transcript has 6 exons. The coding region runs from base 1 to 780 and encodes 259 amino acids. The record is from RefSeq and is a predicted model, not a curated record. NCBI's taxonomy places the organism in Eukaryota, Metazoa, Chordata, Aves, Trogoniformes, Trogonidae.
AUGUGGGCACAUCUGCUGGAGGAGGUGAUUGCUGUCAGAGUAGGAGGGUUUUACUCUUUCUCUCGUGCUGAGGAACUUGGCCCAAUAACUCAGCAGAAUCAUGAUCCAGGAAAGGAAAGGAAUAUGAAUUCGCGGAACAGUACACCUCCUGAUAAUCUCUCAAUUCAAGAAUUCCAGAAGAAUGAGAGUAUUGAUGUAGAGGUGGUGCAGCUUAUCAGCACAGAGAUACUGCCAUAUGCUAAUUUUAUUCCUAAGGAAUUUGUUGGUCAAAUAAUGACUAUGCUCAAUAAAGGCUCAAUACAUUCUCAGUCAUCUUCCUUUACAGAAGCCGAAAUAGAUAUCCGAAUGAGAGAGGAGUUUUCUAAGGUGUGUUUUGAAACACUGCUCCAGUUUUCAUUCAGUAAUAAAGUCACAACUCCUCAGGAGGGCUACAUCUCUAGGAUGGCACUUUCUGUGCUCCUGAAAAGGUCACAGGACGUGUUGCAUCGCUACAUAGAAGAUGAGAGAUUGAGUGGCAAAUGUCCUCUUCCACGGCAACAAGUAACAGAAAUCAUAUUUGUUUUAAAAGCUGUCAGUACUCUCAUAGAUUCACUUAAAAAAACUCAACCUGAAAAUGUUGAUGCCAACACAUGGGCACAAGUCAUUGCCUUGUACCCGACGUUAGUAGAAUGUAUCACCUGCUCAUCCUCUGAAGUGUGCUCUGCUCUGAAAGAGGCACUGGUUCCCUUUAAGGACUUCAUGCAUCCACCAGCAUCCAAGGUACAGAAUGGAGAGUGUUGACCCCAUAAAACUUUUUUUUUUUUUCUAAUUCUUGAAGGAAAAAAACCAAACCGUAUCCAAAAAUGUUUGUCCCCGGGUGAAGUUUCUCUGAGGAAAUCUCUUGUGUCUAGUACUUUGGCAACCUGUGCUGACUGCCUUUUAACUGUACUUGCAAGAGCUCAGUAAUUGAUGAAUACCGGCUGUAUCUCAAAGGUUCCUGAGUGAGUAGCAGUGCAAACGUUUAAUAAACUUAACUGGGUAGUUGGAAUCAUUUAUAAUCUAAUGUACUUGCUACAGUAUCUUGAAGUGGUGAUUGAAAAGUGGGCUUAUGUACAGCUUGUUGUGUAUGUGUUAAUGAUGUAAUUAAAAAUAUUUCAAUUCAGUCAGAUUUAUUAGGCUGGUGUUUUGCACCCUUUUUUUGAAGUACGAAUUGUACUAAAAUUUUAUGCAAGAUGGUACUGUAACAUUCCAUAUAUCUGUAACCAGCCUUUGUAAACAAAGGGAACUGAUAUACUUGUGUGUAUAAUAAAUGGUACAGUUCUGUAUAAAAUAGUUGCAUUUAUUAUUUAAAUUCUUUUUAAAAUAUUGAUAAUGUUAAAUGCUUGAAAAUGUAUUUAUUAUAAGUUGUAUGCUUGCAUUUUUACUUAAGGUUUGCCUUCUCAAUUGCCAGAUAUGCUCUUUCAUAUCUGAUCAUGUUGUUAAGUUUUUGCUUAAUUGAAUGUAUCUUCUCUGCGGCCACUGGACAUCUAACAAAGGGUCAUCUGACGAAAGAUUGCAGUGGGCGGUCAGCAGUCUGCUGAUCCCAAACUUCAAAGUAGUUGACCUGAAAUAAGUUUGAAUAUGCAGGAAAUCCACUGUAGCACUUAAACACUACCGUACCUCACUUCAUCAUACAUUUGUUUCAAGAUGUUUGUUCUACGCAACUCUAUCCAUUUUUGUAGUUGCGGCCUUGCUUUAAAAAAAAAAAACCCAACAAACAUAUUUGAGGGUUGUUCGCCUUUUUCUGAUUUUCUUUGCGGGUAUCACAGUCUUUGAAUCAUGACCCAAGAAAGGUGAUUUCAAAUAUCUGAAAUACUUGGCUGUAAUAUUUUGUUCAAUAAUUUUAAGUGCUUUGUUUUGUAAUGUCUUUUCAACCCAAACAAUUUGUUCUAAUCUUUUAAUUAUAAACUGCAUCUGAUAUAAACCCAUGAGAAGUGUAUUUUUGAAGAUAGUUACUCAUUUAGAUGUGCAGUAUAACUUGUCAUUAAGUAAACGAAUUUGUUUCACAUAAUACACAAUUGAAGCAAAACACUUUUAAUGGUAUUGUUUUUAAAGUAUGUGACUUAGCACUUAAACUCUUAUUUAAGUAUUAUUUGAGUAAUGUGUCACCUGUAAUCACAUAUUUUUAAGCUGUGAUGUGAAAGCACAAAGGCCAAA